Messenger RNA from Diorhabda sublineata, 2291 nucleotides. Its product is annotated as transcription factor Sp4-like. The record is from RefSeq and is a predicted model, not a curated record. Gene Ontology annotation, molecular function: RNA polymerase II cis-regulatory region sequence-specific DNA binding; DNA-binding transcription factor activity, RNA polymerase II-specific. Gene Ontology annotation, biological process: regulation of transcription by RNA polymerase II. NCBI's taxonomy places the organism in Eukaryota, Metazoa, Arthropoda, Insecta, Coleoptera, Chrysomelidae. The coding region runs from base 262 to 2157 and encodes 631 amino acids. The transcript is spliced from 9 exons.
AAUGGCGUGGUUUGUGUUCCGUUCGCCCAGCCUGUAAAUCGAAAUUUAGCCCAGCUUUGGGAGUCUUACACAAAAAUUUGCACGCCCAAUUGAUUAUUCAACUAAUUAAUAGUGUACCAAACGAAAAUUUAACAAUAAUUAAAUGAAAAUUACGCGAAAAGUGACAAAAGAAGAUCGAUUGACGUAGCCCGACAGCCCGUUUCACACUGCAACACACGAUUACAACAAUGCUAGUGAUAUUUUUCGAAUUAGUGUUGAAUAAUGACAACUGAAGUGCAAGAAGUUCGUGUUGAAUACGUUGAAAAUUCGGAACAGGAAUCGAAGCCGACUCCAUCUCCUUUAGCUCUAUUAGCGGCGACUUGUAGUCGUAUAGGACCGACGUCUAGCGAAACGUCAUCUAUAGCGAAUAUGUCGACGACGCCAACCCCGACAAACGUCAACGUCAAAAGCGUCCCUGUAGCUUCGAGUCCGCAAGUUGUUAGUGUCCCAGUCGGUCUUCCGCAACAACUGCAACAACAAUUAUUACAACAACAAACCGGCGCUGCGCAAUUAGUGAGCGCAGCUGCGGGACAAAAUGCCGCGCUCGCUUAUAACCUCAUGCAACCCAUGCAAACCGUCACCGUCGACGGACAAGAAGCUUUAUUCAUCCCAGCGAUGUCCAUAGCUGCCGGAGCUCAACAACCCCAACAGCUGUUCAGCCCCGGGCAGAUAAUUCGGGCGCCCAGUACCGUCCUUCCGGCGAAUAUCCAGAACCUCCAGAAUCUCCAGAACCUCCAAAAUCUAUCGACGGUGCAAUUGGCCAACGGUCAAAGCGUAACGGUUCGACCCAAUAUACCGCAGAUGGUGCAGUUUCCCAUGCAGCAAACCAUCCCCAUACAGGUUCCCAUAUCGACAGGUAACGGGCAAACCGUUUACCAGACCAUACAUUUUCCGGUGCAGUUAGCCGCUACGGCAGUACCGAAUAUUAUUCAGGCUCAACCUCAAUUCGCGAAUAUUCUAACGCCCAACGGGCAGAUUCAGCAGUUGCAGAUAGCGACGAGCGUUGCCGCCGCGCCGCACACUCCGACUUCUGUGGCGCAGAGUACUGCGCAAGUAGCUCAGAUCGAUACGACGCCCCAAUUGACUUUCACCGGGGCGAACGGCCAACAAUUCACGGUAAUACCAGCGGCGAAUAUCCAACAAGUCCGAGGAACCACCGUAGGAAACUUAGGAAAUAUCAUUCAAGUGCCUAACUUACAAGCAAUACCCAAUAUCCAGAAUAUUCCAGGACUCGGUAACGUUCAAGUUAUCACGCAACAAGCGGCCGCCCCUACUCAGAUAUCCGUCGGUCAGCACAUUCAACAAGACCCCACGGAUCCCAAUAAAUGGCAAGUCAUACCCACCGUAACGACUUCGACGCAACAGACGGUCGCCCAACCGGCGGCGACGCCCAUAUCCACCGGGCAGAUGACGCCGACCGUAACUCUCGUUGCUUCGGAGAAUUCCGCGUCGAUUCAAAUGCAAAACGACGCCAAUCAUCAAGACGCCAUGCAAAAACAGCGCGUACGAAGGGUGGCUUGUACCUGCCCGAACUGUCAAGAAGGUGAACGGCAUACGGACCGUAAGAAACAACAUAUAUGUCAUAUACCGGGUUGUAAUAAAGUUUACGGUAAAACUAGUCAUCUUAGGGCCCAUUUACGGUGGCACACGGGCGAACGUCCUUUCGUGUGCACGUGGCUAUUUUGUGGAAAACGGUUCACACGGUCGGAUGAAUUGCAGAGGCACAGGAGGACGCAUACGGGGGAGAAGAGAUUCCAAUGUCACGAGUGCAAUAAGAAAUUCAUGAGAUCCGAUCACCUCUCGAAACAUCUCAAGACGCAUCAAAAACAAAGGAUAACGAAACAGGAUACCCCCGACGAUCAGGACGAAGACGAAUCCUGGGAUCAGGAACCGCCGGAAUCGACGCCGGAACCGCAGUCAGACAUGAAACCUGUUUGGAUAACCGACAGUAAAAACAACAUCAAAUACGCCAUAACGCACGUCAACUAUUCGCAAGAAGCUGCCACUUCGACGCAAUCCGCGUCUUCAGAUAGUUCGAGCAACGAGGAGAAGAUGAUGAUCACCAUCAGUACGUCCGAACCCGAUGAACUGAUUAUCGCCGAUCCCUUAGAUAGCUGAGCGGAAAUGUACGCCAUUAUCACCGGAGAUGAUUGUUCGCCGUUUUAGAAAAAUAAUUUACGAACCAGUUCUUUUUUUGUUAUAUUUCUGAAUAUUUGUAUAUAUUUAUAAAAUUAUAUAUUUUUAUAUUUAAA